Messenger RNA from Epinephelus fuscoguttatus (brown-marbled grouper), 5148 nucleotides. Its product is annotated as NACHT, LRR and PYD domains-containing protein 12-like. The coding region runs from base 128 to 3913 and encodes 1261 amino acids. Lineage: Eukaryota; Metazoa; Chordata; Actinopteri; Perciformes; Serranidae. Gene Ontology annotation, molecular function: protein binding. The record is from RefSeq and is a predicted model, not a curated record. The transcript is spliced from 12 exons.
UUUCCUCAAACACAGGAGACAGGGAAGGGCUCUGGUCGUAAAGGAUGAUGUCAGUUUGUUCAGAUUCCAGUUUGAGCUCCACACAGCAGGACGUCUGAGGCAGGUGUUUUGCUCUCAGAUUGAGAAGAUGAGUGAUUUAGGAGAUGCAGAGGACAGAGCAGUGUCUCCGGUUCCCAGCUGUCUUUCCAUGCAGAGCGAUCAGUCCAAAGGACACCCUCUACACUUCAGUGAUGAAGCUGAAUCAUCAGACACACAACAGAAAACAGAGUCUCCAGUAUCCAGCUCUCUGUCCAUGAAGAGUGACUUUUCCAAAGAGGAACCUCCAUACUUCAGUAAUGAACCUGGACCCUCAGACACAAAGCAUCAUGGGAGAUGGUUUCUACUACAGAAAACAGAGUCUCCAGUAUCCAGCUCUCUGUCCAUGAAGAGUGACUUUUCCAAAGAGGAACCUCCAUACUUCAGUAAUGAACCUGGACCCUCAGACACAAAGCAUCAUGGGAGACGGUUUCUACUACAGAAAACAGAGUCUCCAGUAUCCAGCUCUCUGUCCAUGAAGAGUGACUUUUCCAAAGAGGAACCUCCAUACUUCAGUAAUGAACCUGGACCCUCAGACACAAAGCAUCAUGGGAGACGGUUUCUACUAGAGAAGAAGAAGAGGACUCAUGCUUCUGUGGUGGAACAGUCGUCCUGCUGUGCUUUGUGUCAGGACGUCCUGAAGGAUCCAGUCUCUAACAGCUGUGGACACUGGUUUUGCAGACAGUGCAUCACCUCCUACUGGGACCAGUUGUCUUCAUCAGGAGACUACUCCUGUCCCCAGUGUGGACAAAGAUCCAGAACAAGAGCUGGAUUGCAGACAGCCAUUCAGACCAGCACUGUACAAAUGGACGUUGGUCUGCAGGAGGUUUUAGAUGAACAUAAGAUCAGUCUGAAGAGGAGAUGUGAACAUGUGACUGAAGGAACUGAUGAAACAGGAAGUGAAACCUGCCUCAACAGGAUCUACACUGAGCUCUACAUCACAGAGGGACAGAGUGAAGAGGUUAAUACCCAACAUGAGGUGAGGCAGCUUGAGACAACUUCCAAGAUGAAGACCCUCCAUGACACUCCAAUCAAGUGUCAUGACAUCUUUAAAGCCUUACCUGGUCAACAGAAACACAUCAGAGUUGUUCUGACCAACGGCGUCGCUGGCGUUGGAAAAACCUUCUCCGUACGGAAGUUUACUCUGGACUGGGCCGAGGGUUUGGAAAACCAAGAUGUCAGUCUGGUGAUUCCACUUUCAUUCAGGGAAUUAAACUUGAUCAAAGAUGAGCAGUACAGUCUUCUCAAGCUGCUCCGUGUUUUCCAUCCAACAUUACAGAAGGUCACAGCAGAGGAGCUCGCUGUCUGGAAAGUUCUGUUCAUCUUUGACGGCCUGGAUGAAAGCAGACUGUCAUUGGAUUUCAAGAACAAGAGGGUCGUGUCUGAUGUCACACAGAAGUCAUCAGUCAACGUGCUGUUGACAAACCUCAUCCAGGGGAAUCUGCUUCCCUCGGCUCUGGUCUGGAUAACUUCCCGACCUGCAGCAGCCAAUCAGAUCCCUCCUGCACGUGUUGACAGGGUAACAGAAGUACGAGGCUUCACUGACGCCCAGAAGGAGGAGUACUUCAGGAGGAGAGUCAGUGAUGAAGAGCUGUCCAGCAAAACUAUCUCCCAUAUCAAGACCUCCAGGAGCCUCCACAUCAUGUGUCUAAUCCCAGUCUUCUGCUGGAUCACUGCUACAGUUCUGGAUCACAUGUUGACUACAGAACAGAGAGGAGAGCUGCCCAAGACCCUGACUGACAUGUACUCACACUUCUUGCUGGUUCAGACAAAGAGGAAGAAGCAGAAGUAUAAUGAGGGACAAGAGACAAGUCCUGAGGAGCUGACGGAGGCUGACAGGGACGUUCUUCUGAAGCUGGGGAGGCUGGCGUUCGAACAGCUGGAGAAAGGAAACAUCAUGUUCUACCAAGAAGACCUGGAGAAGUGUGGUCUGGAUGUCACAGAGGUCUCUGUGUUCUCAGGAAUUUGUACAGAGAUCUUCAAAAAAGAAAGUGUGAUCUUUGGUAAAACUGUCUACAGCUUUGUUCAUCUGAGCGUUCAGGAGUUUCUAGCUGCAGUCUACCUGUUCCACUGUUACACAAACAAGAACACAGAGGUACUGAGGGCUUUUUUGGGGGAAAAGAAGAGCCACUCAUCCCAGAAAAGGACUGGUCAUCAAACUGAUGAUGAUUAUUACGACCAAGACGAUCUAGAUGAUUAUUACGACCAAGACGAUCUAGAUGAUUAUUAUGACCAAGACGAUCUAGAUGACUAUGACCAAGAUGAUCGAGAUGAUUUCUAUGACCAAGAUGAUCGAGAUGAUUUCUAUGACCAAGAUGAUCGAGAUGUUUAUUAUGACCAAGACGAUCGAGAUGAUUUCUACGACCAAGACGAUCGAGAUGAUUUUUAUGACCAAGACGAUCGAGAUGACUACGACCAAGAUGAUCAAGAUGAUUUCUAUGACCAAGAUGAUCGAGAUGAUUUCUAUGACCAAGAUGAUCGAGAUGAUUACGACCAAGACGAUCGAGAUGAUUUCUAUGACCAAGACGAUCGAGAUGAUUACGACCAAGACGACCGAGAUGAUUUCUAUGACCAAGAUGACCGAGAUGAUUAUUAUGACCAAGACGAUCGAGAUGAUUACAACCAAGAUGAUCGAGAUGUUGAUCAUUACGUAGACACAGUCUCAUCACUGGAUGACUUCCUGAAGAGAGCCAUGGAAAAAUCCCUCAAAAGUAAAAAUGGCCACCUGGACCUGUUUGUUCGCUUCCUUUAUGGCCUUGCUCUAGAGUCCAACCAGAGGCUCUUAGGAGGUCUGCUGGGUCCGACAAACAACAGUCCACAAGUCAUCCAGAGAGCCAUGAACGACCUGAAGAAGAUGAACCUGGACAAGAUCUCUCCUGACAGAAGCAUCAACAUCUUCCACUGUCUGACGGAGAUGAACGACCACUCAGUUCAUGAGGAGAUCCAAGAGUUCUUGAAAUCAGGGAGCAGAUCGAAGAAGGAACUCUCUGUGAUCCACUGCUCAGCUCUGGCCUACAUGCUUCAGAUGUCAGAGGAGGUUCUGGACGAGUUGGACCUGAAGAAGUACAACACAUCAGAGGACGGACGACUGAGACUGAUUCCAGCUGUGAGGAACUGCAGAAAGGCUGUACUUCCUAACUGUGGACUUUCAGACAUUCACUUUGAAGUUGUGGCCUCAGCUCUGAAGUUUGAUCCCUCCCAUCUGAAAGAACUGGACCUGAACAACAACAGUCUGCAGGAUUCAGAAGUGAAGCUACUAUCUGCUGGAUUGGAGAGUCCAAACUGUAGACUGGAGACUCUGAGAUUGAGUGACUGCAGGUUGUCAGGAAUCAGCUGUGUUUCUCUGGCCUCAGCUCUGAAGUCCAAUCCCUCCAAUUUGAAAGAGCUGCAGCUGAGCUACAAUCACAACCUGCAGGACUCAGGAGUGAAGCUGCUGUGUGAUUUUCUGGAGAGUUCAAACUGUAAACUGGAGACUCUGAGGUUGAGUUGGUGCAGUUUGUCAGAGAUCAGCUGUGUUUCACUGGCCUCAGCUCUGAAGUCCAACCCCUCCCAUCUGAGAGAACUGGACCUGAGUGGAAACGACCUGCAGGAUUCAGACGUGAAGCUGCUGUGUGAUUUUCUGGAGAGUCCAAACUGCAGACUGGAGACUCUGAGACUGAGCGACUGCAGCCUGUCAGAGAUCAGCUGUGUUUCCCUGGCCUCCGCUCUGACUGCUAAUCCCUCCCAUCUGACAGACUUGGACCUGAGAGGAAACAAGCUGCAGGAUUCAGACGUGAAGCUGCUGUGUGACCUGAAGAAGAGUCCACACUGCCAACUGGAGACUCUGAGGUGGAAGUGAUGAUCUGUGCGAUCAGGACGAUGGAUGUGCUGCUCAGCUGUGUCUGAUGAUCCAGAGUAUCUUCAGUUCAGAUUCACCAGCGUAAUGAAACGCAAAUGUGUCAUCAUCAAAUGGUUCAUCCCGUCCACCUUAUUCCUGACAGUGCUGCUGUGGAAAUGAAAAUGUACUGAACAUCCAGUGAGGCGACGACAGUAGCAGUUAGCUAACUCAGUGCAUUGACAGUCUGUAGUUCGUCCUAGUGGCUGAUCUUGUUUCUUUUUGAAAGAAUUUUGCCUUCAGUUUAGCAAAUAAUAUUUGUUUUUAAACCGAUAUUUAGCUAACGUUAAAUUUAGAUUUUAUAAAAUGUCCCAACAAUAUUCCCUACAGAGACAAAUACAUAUCCAUCCGUCCUGAAUAACACCGGAUCAUCUCGUAUUGAAAAAUAAAAUCUACUGUUCCUCACUGAAUCAAUACGAGAUGUGAUUUCCUGUAUUUUCGUGCACACUUUACUCUUAUGUAUCCACCACGUUUUCAACUGCUUGAAAUGACACAAGAAACAAUAAAACCAGAAAAGUUUAGAGAGUGUAGAAAUAUUAAAUCAGAGUUUGUAGAAGAGAACGACACAAACACUAACAGGUCUGUCACUAAACAUCAGGACACAAUAUCUGUCUUUAGAGCCCAGGCUCUGGCGUCUGGACAGUGACUGGCUGCCUCAGACACUGACGAUAUAAACUGUCCUUUAAUGAUGACAAUACGCCGUUAUAGUUUAAUGGGUGGUAUUCAAAAGUAAUAAUCCAGAGGGAAAAUGAGGAGAGAAGAGAAGAAAGACGUGUAUUCUACAACAUCCCCCGAACCAAACCAGUUCUUUAAACCACCUCUUUACUUCUUAUUGUGCUAAUCAUUUGUAUGUAUGUAGAAUGUAUGUGUCUAUUAUUAUUAAUGUUGAUGAUGAUGAUGAUGAUGGUAUCUUCUGAAUCACACACAGACACACCCUGAACUUUGACCCUGUUAUUUAUAUAUCUGUUACCGUGGUGAUAAAUCAAACGCCACUUGCGGAGCUCACCAGAGACGGAGGUCAACCUGCAGAGCUCCACUUUAGUUUAUUUGCAGUGUGUGUAGUUUGACUUUAAAGUUCUGACUGUAGAUUCAAACAGAUUCAUGAAAGUGAGAUCACAUCUGUAGUUCUGUUAUUAUCAUUUUUUAUAUCUAUGAUUAUUUUGUUCAUCUAAACAAUUAAAAGUCCUGUUAUUACUGUU